Messenger RNA from Arctia plantaginis, 1215 nucleotides. NCBI's taxonomy places the organism in Eukaryota, Metazoa, Arthropoda, Insecta, Lepidoptera, Erebidae. The record is from the annotation of a GenBank genome assembly.
AUGGAUGUCCUAAACGAAAGAUUUGGUACUACACCAGAUGCAGAACUUAUAAAGAUGACCUUUACAUUUUCGGUCGUAAACUCUCCACCCACUGUUCGUGAUUUACAUCCUUCGAAAAACGCGAGUGUUCAAAUUGCAAGGACCGAUGACAAAGAUGUAUUAAAUUUAUCGAGGAAACGACGAGAAACAGCACGAGGACAUGGAUGUCCUAAACGAAAGAUUUGGUACUACACCAGAUGCAGAACUUAUAAAGAAUUAGAAGACGAUUUCAUCGCUUCUACGACUCAAACCGAACCAUCAAACACAACGACAGCUACAGUACAGGACGACAAACGUAUUGAGUCUAUGGAGACAGAUGUCGAUUUUUCAGUCGUGGCCCUAACUACUUCGGCUAUGACAACGAAAAUAAGUAAUGAGCAUAGAGAUACAGCUACUCAACAAUCAGAUAAUGUAUUAGAACCGAGCUUAAAUAUACUACCAUUAAAGACGGUGACAACAUCAAAACUUUCGGUUGCAGAAUUAAACCCUAUUUUUACAAAAGAUCCAAGACUUAUCAUGAAAACGUCAAACAAAGAGUUAAGAACUAUAGUGUGGACGCAGCCAGCAUCAGCUAUGAUUGUAAUCAAUGUCACUACAGCCAUGCCAUCACGAGUUGAACAAGAGCCACAUCUACUGGAAACCAACCAAGAUCUGUCUGAAAUAGAAGCAACAUCUGCUGUAUCACAGUCGAAUUUUGUAUCGGAAUCUGUAGUUACACAACUAAAAGAUAUGACAGAUCUAAAUAAUGUCACAAAAAGGGUGUCGUCCAAGAAGAAGUCAGGAAGAACAACUUUCAUUACAAAACUAGACUCAGUCGAAACAAAGCAAAAUCCCACAGCGACAAAGACACCUAUUGUGACAGAUCCGAACCCUGUAGUGUCCGAGUCGACAACAGGAGCUGACGAUGUAACACUUAGUACAACAGAUGUAACCUCAACACCUGAUGUAGUUGGAUAUGAACCCUACGGUCACGAAAAUAAAAGAGAUUGUUACCAGUGUGACAGUAGCAGAGACGUCAUAUUACUCACAUGGAGAUGUGCGUUGAUUCUGGUUGGCAUCAGUGUUAUCGUUUUGAUUUGUAUUAGUGUACGAAAGUACAAGAAAUUUAAGAAAUGUAACAUUGAAGAGGAAGCAUUUAAAAGAAAAACUAAACAAAUUGUGAACAGUAACCAGUGA